GGUGCACGCGGUGAGAUCAGGAGACUCCAGUGUGAAAGUUACAUUUUCACGCUCGUUUUUCCCCCAGCUCGUUUCCAGUAUUUGUAGCCCAGUCCAAUACACUGCUUUAAUUCAGCACAGCAGACCGCCCAGACUCCUCCAGCCGCCCCCUGUGCUCUGUGUUGUUGUGUUGCAGGAUGCUGAGCCCGAAGCUGCUGACCCUGGUGCUGGUGGUGCAGCCGGGCAGAGUGCUGCUGGGGAUGAAGAAGAGGGGCUUCGGGGCGGGCAAGUGGAACGGGUUUGGAGGCAAAGUGCAACCGGGAGAGAGCAUUGAAGAGGCUGCAAGGAGAGAGCUGCUAGAGGAGAGUGGUUUGACAGUAGAUGCUUUGGAGAAAAUUGGAAAUAUCAAGUUUGAAUUUGUGGGAGAAACACAGUUGCUGGACGUGCACGUUUUCAGAGCUGACACCUACAAUGGAGAACCAACCGAAUCAGAGGAGAUGAGGCCCCAGUGGUUUCAAACGGACCAAAUCCCCUUCAGUCAGAUGUGGGCCGACGACAUCCUGUGGUUCCCUUUGAUGCUGCAGAAGAAGAAGUUUGUGGGAUACUUUAAAUUUCAGGGCCAUGAUGUGAUCUUGAGCCAAACACUGGAGGAGGUCAAAGAGCUCAAAUGAACUGAGACAAAAGACUUUGAGGAAACAUAGGUUUAUGUUCACGGUUCUAUUUGAUACUGUUUCUGUAACCACGGUUUAGUACAUUCUAUAUUAUUCAUUCUCUCCUCAAUCAAACUACUGUAAUCACAGCUGCCCUGGGACAGACCAGCUGAAGCAUGGCAGGCAUUUUGUGUUAUGGCUGAAUACAUAAUCAUCAAAAUAAUACAUGGGAUAAGAUUGGCUGAUUGACUUUCAGAGGGAUUAAAACUAGUGACCCUCUGGUUUGUGGGUGGACACUUAUUGCACUACUGUGGCCUCAGAGGUGUGUAUGUAAAAGUGUUAAAGUUCUCUGUAAGAAAAAAACACGGUUCAGUGAUUUUAAUGAUUUAUUAAAAACUGGGAAAGCGCAUUUGGCAAGAGGUUUAAAUACAUAGUAUUUACAUUAUGUACAUGGAAAUGUUUUAUAAAUUCUUUC
Molecule: messenger RNA, 1104 nt
Organism: Periophthalmus magnuspinnatus
Lineage: Eukaryota; Metazoa; Chordata; Actinopteri; Gobiiformes; Gobiidae
Gene: nudt1
Product: nudix (nucleoside diphosphate linked moiety X)-type motif 1
Exons: 3
Coding region: 177-650 (157 amino acids)
Biological process (GO): DNA protection
Molecular function (GO): 8-oxo-7,8-dihydroguanosine triphosphate pyrophosphatase activity
Source: RefSeq, a predicted model, not a curated record